AUGAACCUGAUCACUGCAGAGAAAGGAGAGUCCGUCGUUACAAAUGUUUCACUGCUGAAGAAGAACGUUCUGCGCGUCGUGGUUACUGACGGAACCACAGAAAUCACCCUAGCACUCCUGUACAGGAUUCUCUCUGACAAUACAUUUGGAUAUUUAAUCACGUUGUUUCGUGGACCAGGCGUCACUUAUGGUCACGACGAAUCGGUGGCGUUUAAAGACGCAGACGUUGUGUUGUGCAUAGGUUCAGCGAGGGAGUAUGUGUUCCAUGAGAAGGAAUACAAUGGUCCAUUCUUCAAGGAAUACGUUCGCGUCGCGAAGUUCUAUAUUGCUGAGCGCGCGAACUGUCUUCCGAUAGAUGUUAAAAACAUUGUAAUAUGGGGCAACAACAACUGUUACAGCUUUCCAGAUUGCAGAUACGUGUACUUCGCAAAUGGGAAACCUGUAAGCGACGAAUUGAUAGUCUGGAUGAGGACCAGUCUUCAAAGCAUUAUGCGUAAGGUCGCCAACAGACCCAGGUACAUCAGAUCGAUGGCGUAUGGAUUAGCUGACCAUUGUAAAUUCCUGUGGAACGGUACACCUGAAAAUGAGUGGACGUGCAUGGGGGUAUUGUCUGACCACUCUUACGAUAUUCGAGCUGGAAUAUUUUUCUCGCAUCCUGUGUUUUGUAAGAACGGAGAAUACGAGAUAGUAAAGGGUCUUGUUGCGGACGAAUACGUUAGGAGGUACAUCCUGGACUUAAGUCGACUGAUCUUCAGGGAUGUCGCAGCCGCCAUUUCGGUUUGCAACAGGCAGUCGAACAACUGAUCUGUUUUAUACUAAAAUAUACAUACGCG
Hylaeus volcanicus is the source of this 833-nucleotide messenger RNA. RefSeq lists its product as uncharacterized. The coding region runs from base 1 to 804 and encodes 267 amino acids. Gene Ontology annotation, biological process: oxaloacetate metabolic process; tricarboxylic acid cycle; malate metabolic process. The record is from RefSeq and is a predicted model, not a curated record. Gene Ontology annotation, molecular function: L-malate dehydrogenase (NAD+) activity. The transcript is spliced from 5 exons. Lineage: Eukaryota; Metazoa; Arthropoda; Insecta; Hymenoptera; Colletidae.